Messenger RNA from Galdieria sulphuraria, 831 nucleotides. Its product is annotated as ATP-dependent Clp protease, protease subunit. The coding region runs from base 36 to 788 and encodes 250 amino acids. Gene Ontology annotation, biological process: protein quality control for misfolded or incompletely synthesized proteins. The record is from RefSeq and is a predicted model, not a curated record. Lineage: Eukaryota; Rhodophyta; Bangiophyceae; Galdieriales; Galdieriaceae. Gene Ontology annotation, molecular function: ATP-dependent peptidase activity; serine-type endopeptidase activity; ATPase binding. The transcript has 4 exons. Gene Ontology annotation, cellular component: endopeptidase Clp complex.
AAUUGUUCGAAAGAUUGAUUUGGUUUGUCAAGAUCAUGUUGCGUUUUACUCGUUUUUUCAGAGCGUCCUUUUCUUUAGCUUCUAAAAACACUGUUUUUGUGAAGAAAGAUGAAUGGAAGCAAACGGUUAGGCUGUCAUAUAUGAAGCAACGUGAGAGUAGUUUUUCGACUCUUAUUCCAAUGGUGUUGGAGCAGACUCCUCGAGGUGAAAGGGUUUUCGAUAUUUACUCGCGACUUUUGAAAGAGAGGAUCAUAUGUCUGAAUGGUACAAUAACGGACGAUGUGGCGUCACUCACUGUGGCGCAGUUGUUAUUCUUGGAAGCAGAAAAUCCUGAGAAGAAGGUUUAUAUGUAUAUAAACUCACCUGGAGGUUCGGUGACUGCAGGUUUAGCUGUUUAUGACACUAUGCAAUAUAUCUCUCCUCCAGUUUCUACCAUCUGUUUGGGUCAAGCUUGCUCCAUGGCUUCUUUAUUACUUGCUGCAGGAGAAAAGGGAGAGAGAAGAUCUCUUCCCAACUCACGAAUCAUGAUUCAUCAACCUUCGGGAGGUGCAACGGGUCCUGCAAGUGAUAUAUCUAUUCAUGCAAACGAAAUACUUUAUUUACGCAAGCGGCUAAAUGAGUUGUAUGCUUAUCACACGGGUCAAGACAUUGCUACUAUAGAAACCAAGAUGGAAAGAGACCAUUUUAUGUCAGCUGAUGAUGCUUUAAAGUUUGGAAUUUUAGAUGAGGUAAUUGUACGGAGAGAUCAAGAGACUUUGCGUGUUCGGCCUUCCAGUAGAUAUAUUUGAAGUGUUCAUAUAUGUAUGUUGGAAUAAACAGUUCUUUUUGGAU